Cucurbitaria berberidis CBS 394.84 is the source of this 903-nucleotide messenger RNA. RefSeq lists its product as uncharacterized. The transcript has a single exon. NCBI's taxonomy places the organism in Eukaryota, Fungi, Ascomycota, Dothideomycetes, Pleosporales, Cucurbitariaceae. Bases 353 to 865 code for a protein of 170 amino acids. The record is from RefSeq and is a predicted model, not a curated record.
CGGGCACUUGGGCAGCCAAGUACGGCGGGUAGUGGGGAGAGCUCAAGGGCCGGCGAGGCACCUUGGAACGACCUUCAGGACGGACGCAGAGACUCUUGAGGGGGUUGAAAAGGUGCGAGAUGUCAACGGCAAGGGUCAAAUGAGGUUAAGAGUCGACUUCGGGAGCUAGGCGGAAAGACCGCCUAAUGGUCCUUUCCUCGUAACUACGUUUACAGUCAAGCAGAGAGUGGCCAAUCAAAACUCGCGACCUCCGCCCCAUCAUUUGCCUGAAAAUGGUUCGCACGACGACACACAGAAUAAUUCUUCGCGCCUAAGCCUAUGGGAGCAGCAAACGACUGGACAGAGCUACAACAUGGCCCUGAAACUGACGUCCUGUCCAGCGUACUUGGCACCAGUCAUAUACCUAAGCUAUACGCCAUAUGCCCAACAACAAUAUCUCUACAAGCGCCAACUAGCACCUCAAGAUACUGUCUGGUCUGCUGCGCCUCAGCAACAUCCCUUAACCCCCGCUCCGAAUACAGCAACUUCUGCUCAGACUUCCCAGGCUUCUCCACAAUCCUAUCACAACCAUCUGAACUAUAGUCCCCUUGUUCCACACCAAACAGGAAUAGCAGAAACUACAUCACUUUCGUCCACUUCUUUCUUCAACGAGAUUAUGUCGUUGAAUAAGAAGAAGACACCGGUCGCUGCUUCACGGAUCAUGCCUUGUGCUUUUUGGUCCCAGAUGUUGGUAGGGAGAGCGAGGUCCAGCUAUAACCUUCAGAGGAGUAAAAUAAAUAUACAUAUUUUUGAACAUUACUCACGACUGCGAAAGCAUGUGGACUUGUACCGCCGCCCCACUGCAGGGGCUACUUCUUACUCUUAGGAAAUUCUUGCAGGAUAAGGUCGACAACAUAUAUGCAC